CCGUCCUGGCCCUCCUCUCUCCCUUCCCCGGUCGUUCCCCUACCCCUCCGCCACGGAGGUGCCCCCCCCAAGUGCCCCCUGCGUUCCACCCGCCGCUGACCCACCUCUCUCCCUCGCAGGAAGGCAAUGACGCCAAGAAGGUGGACGCCAUGUCCACUGGCUUUGGCUUCCCUGUGGGAGCUGCCACGCUGAUCGACGAGGUGGGCGUUGACGUGGCCACGCACGUGGCAGAGGACCUGGGCAAGGCCUUUGGCGAGCGCUUCAAAGGGGGCAACGUGGAGCUGAUGAAGGCCAUGGUGGACAAGGGCUUUCUGGGCCGCAAAGCCGGGAAGGGCUUCUACCUUUACCAGGAAGGGUGUAAAGAACCGGAACGUCAACACCGGCAUGGACGAAAUCUUGGAGAGGUUCAAAGUGGCCGCCAAGCCGGAAGUGUAAGUUCAAAGAAAGGAAGGCCUUCCUGAGUGAGGCAGAGACCA
This is a messenger RNA of Podarcis muralis (Common wall lizard), 476 nucleotides long. NCBI's taxonomy places the organism in Eukaryota, Metazoa, Chordata, Lepidosauria, Squamata, Lacertidae. The record is from RefSeq and is a predicted model, not a curated record.